CUUGUUAGUCUUGUUAAUCCGUUCUCGUUUUUCACUUAUCUGACAGCAUCAGCACAAACCACUGUAUUUUGCUGACGAAGAGUGGCUUUCAACAUUUUUAUGUAGUGAUAACAUUUCAGUUCCCUGUUAUUAUUGGAAUUGUUAUUAAAGAGAAACUGCAUAAUAGAUUUCAAUUCUCUUUCCGCCAUCGCUUAUUGCAUGUCGUAGCUCGAAAAUCGUAAUUGGCGUAUUCACCAUUCACAGGCGUUUCAAUACUGCUAUCUAGCUUAAGUGGCACGUGAAAAAAUGGAGAACAACGGAACAGGCGACGAGCAACAAACUGGACAACCUCCUCUUUUCGACAAUGUAGAUAUCACUUCUCCGGAUGAUGAGAAUGAGAACGACAUCUUCGAGUCCGCCAUUCAGGAACCACUCUCCCCGGUGUUGGAAGAUAUUCCAACCACCGAAUCAGGAGACGUUUUCAUUGAAAUAUCGGUAUCCGAGCCGCAAAAAGUCGGUGAUGGUAUAGGCUCCUAUUUGGCGUUCAAAGUAUCAACCAAAACCAACAUACUUAAGUUCAAAAAGCGCCAAUUUUACACGCUGCGUCGCUUCAGCGACUUCCUGGGUUUACAUGAUUUAUUAGUAAGUAAGUACCUUCGGCUCGGGCGAAUCAUUCCGCCUGCGCCUAAGAAAAACCUAAUCGGAUCAACCAAGGUAAAGAUGGGUAGUCAACCACAAAACGAACCGGGAACAAUAGUCAAUCUGGAGUGGGUAGAGCAUAGACGUGCCUCAUUAGAACGAUUCCUUAAUCGGGUCGCCCAACAUCCUUAUCUGUGUCAGGAUAGUGAUUUUGUAAAUUUUUUGGAAAGCGAUCAAGAGCUCCCGCGUGCAGUCAACACGGCCGCUCUCAGCGGAGCCGGUGUCAUGAGACUGUUCAAUAAAGUCGGUGAGACGGUCAAUAAAAUUACAUAUAAAAUGGACGAAACUGACCCUUGGUUCAAUGAUAAAAUUAACGAAGUAGAGACUAUCGAUGCCCACAUGCAAAAAUUGCAUUCAGCCAUCAAGGCACUCGUAACCCAUCGCCGUGAGUUGGCCAUUCUAACCGGAGGUGUGGCUAAAUCGGCAGCUUUGUUAAGCACCUGUGAAGAACAUACCGGACUUUCGCAAGCGCUCUCUCAGUUAGCCGACGUGGAGGAGAAAGUUGAACUUCUCCGUUCCGAACAAGCUAAUUCGGAUCGUUUCAUUCUGUCGGAAACGAUCAAGGAUUACAUCGGCCUGUUUGGGGCAAUAAAAGAUGUGUUUCACGAACGUGUGAAGGUGUUUCAAAAUUGGCAGCAUGCCCAAAUGCAACUUACCAAAAAGCGUGAGAAUAAAGCCAAGUUGGAGCUCCAAGAACGAAGAGAUAAGUUGGAUCUGGCACAGAAAGAAGUUGAAGAGUGGGAAGCUAAGGUGCAACGUUGCCAGAAGGAAUUUGACAAUAUUUCAAGUGAAAUUAAAAAGGAAAUGGAACGCUUCGAACUGAAUCGUGCACGUGAUUUCAAAUUGACCAUUGUAAAGUAUUUGGAAGACCAGAUGGCGCACCAGCAACAGCAAAUGAAAUACUGGGAAGCAAUCGUACCGGUGGCUAAAGAAAUUGCUUGAGACGAACUGAACGCGACGACGAGCACGAUUAGCAUCGACGACGAAAAUAGCAGCAGCUGGAAGCUAUCCAACACGUUGCGUCUGUCCAUCAAUCUCGCCGACGCCAACGCUAGAAUUUCUUAACUUCGUCAUUCGUCUGGUUAGAGUACAGCAAAAAAUCAGACAUUACCUAUUCGCAAUCAGAGCAUGCAUUUUGUUAUUCUUCUAUUUGUUAUUAAGGAAGAUGAUCCUAAAGUGUAUUAUGGACAUACGUUUGAUUCCAAUUAGCAACACCGAUACUAGCAAAGCUAUGUACUAAAGCUUGAUUAUUUUUCCUUUGAAAAAAAUGUUCAUAAAUUUGAUUCGUUGUUUCGCCUCGAAUAGCAUAGAGCUCCAAGUAUAGAAAUACGAAGGGACAUAUCAAGCAACUGCUGAUAUUAAUCCGAAUGUUUAAAUGUGUCGAAUUGAAUAGUGAAAAAUCCUUCGGAUUUGUAGCAAGAUCAAAACAAAGUCUGUAGAAUUCUAGGUCGAAUAAAUCUUUUGUCAAGUGUGCAUGUAUUGUAGAAUAAGGCAUUGUAAUAGUGUACAGAUGAGCUCUAAUUGAAUUCUGUUUAAUGGGUACUUUAUGGACAUAUAAUAAGGCAAUUUUCGAGAGAAUAUUUUUUUUGACUUAGUCGAAUUUUACACAUCAUUUCAUACGGAAAAAAAGCGACGAAGGUCUAGAAUAAGCGCAUUUCUAAAAAUACACAAUAUCGAAACUGACUAGAUUAUUCGCGAUAAAAAAAAUAUAGUUAAACAUUUUCUUUUUUUUUAAUUUUGCUACGCCUAGAUGAUCUGCCUAAUUGCUAAGCUUGUAGUUCUAUAUAUCUCUUAAUACCUACUCAGUUGAGAGCGAAUCACAAAACUUCACAUUCAUGCGAAACAAUCAAUCACAAACAGUUGAUAAUAGUUGAAUCAUUCCACAAACUGAUAUUUGUUAAGGUCGUAUGUGUAAACAUGCUAACGGCUACCAGUCGCAUUAAAUUUCGCAUUCUACUCUGUUUUAUUACAAAAGUUAUGAUAAAGAGAGUCGACCGUCAAUAAACGAUGGUAGCGAUCUACUAAGGAAACUGUCAAUCGCGUGAAAUUUUCUAUCGUUAAUAUUCAGUCGCUUACGAUUAUGUUCGAUGUGCUAUGUACACUUGCGUGAUACUGGAUAAUUGUCUGUGUUUCAUAUGAAAGAAAAAAGAAACUUAUAAAUUAUUGUUAACUAAUUCUCUUUGGAAUAUAUAUAUCUGAA
Molecule: messenger RNA, 2878 nt
Organism: Malaya genurostris
Lineage: Eukaryota; Metazoa; Arthropoda; Insecta; Diptera; Culicidae
Gene: Snx1
Product: sorting nexin-2
Exons: 5
Coding region: 286-1620 (444 amino acids)
Biological process (GO): early endosome to Golgi transport
Cellular component (GO): endosome; endosome membrane
Molecular function (GO): phosphatidylinositol binding
Source: RefSeq, a predicted model, not a curated record